Messenger RNA from Trichobilharzia szidati, 1116 nucleotides. Lineage: Eukaryota; Metazoa; Platyhelminthes; Trematoda; Strigeidida; Schistosomatidae. The record is from the annotation of a GenBank genome assembly.
AUGCAGUCUAUCGAAAAGCCUAUAAUCGAUGCUACUGUGUCACCAUUGGUUACUACCAGUGUUACGAAUAUUCCGACAUCAUCUAAAGAAAAUUCACGUGUUAAGCAUGGAACGGAGCAAAUAGUCAAUUUGCCUUUAAAAUCAGAAUUUGUAACACCACUUGGUCGGUGUUUAGGAAAUGAUUUCGACGAAAAUAUGCAAAUCACCAGUAAUCAAUUUGUUGUAACCGCUGAUAGUAGAGCUGUUAUACAAUGUGGUUAUUAUGAUAGAUCAUUUCGUAUUUAUGGAUCACGUAGCAAUCGUUUAAUUCAAGCAGUGUUUGGUCAUAGUGAUAUUGUUACUUGCUUAGCCCGUUCAGAAUGUCAUUUUAGCCAGUAUUACUAUCUGGCAUCUGGUAGUCGAGAUUGUACUGUCAUGUUAUGGAUGUUCAGUAUGCAACGUUUAUGUGUUGUUACUAGUCAAGGUACACCUAAGCCAGUUGUUAUCUUGAACGGUCAUGAAGCUAGUAUCAAGUGUAUCAGUUUAUCAGCGGAAUUGGGUCUAGUACUGAGUGGAUCAGUUAACGGGACUUGUCUGUUGCAUUCAACACGUGGUGAACUACUACGUUCAUUAUGCUCACCGUAUACAACAGCAACACUUGAUCAAGUGUCGACACCAUUACCGUCAUCGUCUUCAACACCUCCAGUUGAAUUGGCUAAUUCCAAGCAGCCUGAGCCAAAUUUGUUUACAUAUCAUCGUGAAGGUUAUCUACUUGGUCAAUUCGAUCAUUCUUGGUUAUCACUGUAUAGUUUAAAUGGGAAAUUAUUACAUUCCAGUGAUUUAAGUAUUCUAUCGAAUAAUACAAAUUCAUCUAUUGCCUAUCAUAUCAAUGCUAUGCUAUUUAGUGAUUGUGGUCGUUAUAUCCUAGUCGCUGGUAAUGAUGGUGUAAUAUGGAUAUUGAGAAGUUAUAAUCUACUACCAGUUCAUGCAUUUCCUAAAUGUGAUACAUCAGUUGAAUCGUUAAGCUUAAGUCAUGACCAACGUUUUAUUUUUGCUGGUCUCAAAUCAGGCUGUGUAGCUGUAUUCUUUGUCGACUUCAAUCAAUGGCAUCAUGAAUUUCAACAGCGUUACUCUUGA